GUCGUUUUUCUUUGUGUUCAUCGUAUUGGACGAUUGUGUGCAAAAUCUUGGCUCUUGAAACGCAUUUUAACCCGCGCAAUCAGCACCUCGUAAAAGUGGUUCUUAAUACCCUCCAACCGGAUUCUGUGGUACUUCCAACUUCAACUUAGGCAAAAUAGCUACAGCCUUAACUCGUUACCAAUAACGUUUUUUUUUUUUUUUUCUUUGACAGGUAGUUGAUCAUGUUAGCUAUCCUUCGGUACCUAGACAUCAUCCUAUCUCGUUAAACUGACCAAGAACGAGCUCUUGGCGCGGGGGGUGGCUUAAGUGGUUCUUAAUACCCGCCGCUACUUAGGUUCCCUUUCGUGUGGAAGAACAAUCAGGACGGCGUGGCGGUUCGCGCGAAAACUCGUGUAGUGGUGCAAGGCUUUUACGAAGCUGAUACGGGGGCCUAAAAGGCGGCGCCGGUGGCGUCCAUGGAAUCCGUGCACAUGGUGUUAGCAGUUGCUGCCAACAACCAUCUCGUCCUGAAGCAAUUGGGUAUCAAGACGGCAUUUCUACAUGCCAUAAUCCCCGAAGAGGCGGAGCCUACAUACGUCAUACCGCCGAAGGGAUUCCCAUGUUCGCUGGGUCAAGCUAAACAAGUCUGGCUUCUCAAGGCGUGGCUCUAUGGCCUGCGCCUGUCCCCGAAGGGAUGGAACGUGGAUCUGGGGGAUGCGAAGUUCCUUCUGGGAAUGGCCAUUCAGCGCCAUCUCAACGCCGGAACACUUCUCCUGACGCAAGAGGCGUACACCAAGGCGUGCUGGCUAAGUUCCAUGGCUGACGCACACCCGACGAAGACGCCGGCUGAGGUUGAGCCGAUCACUACGGCGGAGGAUGAAGUGCUUUCGCCAGAGGACACCAAGAACUUCCGGUCGGCUACGGUCGACUACGGGGAUCGUUCUAUUCCUAGCCGGUGGACGGUGGACUGGAGGGCGGCCAAACAACCGCUGGUGGCCGUCUCAUCGGUGGAGCCGGAGUACGUACGUGGCGUUGUCCAAGGCUUGCCAGCUCAUCAUCCCCUUCCGCGCCCACUGAAGACUAUAAACCGUGCCCAGAAGGAGGCAACGGUGAUUUACGAGGAUAACUCCGGGGCUAUAUUGACUAGCCUUAGCUCCAAGAUCACGCCCAGGACCAAGCAUAUUGAUAUCAAGUAUCACCACAUCAGGUCGCUGAUCCAGGAUGGAGUCGUAAAGGUCGAGAAGAUCGAGUCAGCAAUGCAGAAAGCUGACAUGUUUACCAAGAGUUUGGGUGCUGUGAAGUUCAUCAAGAACAGCAUGAUGCUCCUUCGAGAAUAA
Molecule: messenger RNA, 1316 nt
Organism: Ectocarpus sp. CCAP 1310/34
Lineage: Eukaryota; Phaeophyceae; Ectocarpales; Ectocarpaceae
Source: the annotation of a GenBank genome assembly